Molecule: messenger RNA, 1537 nt
Organism: Solea solea (common sole)
Lineage: Eukaryota; Metazoa; Chordata; Actinopteri; Pleuronectiformes; Soleidae
Gene: usp18
Product: ubiquitin specific peptidase 18
Exons: 9
Coding region: 257-1288 (343 amino acids)
Biological process (GO): protein deubiquitination
Cellular component (GO): cytosol; nucleus
Molecular function (GO): cysteine-type endopeptidase activity; cysteine-type deubiquitinase activity
Source: RefSeq, a predicted model, not a curated record
GUAUGUAUAUAUGUGUGUUUAGGAUUUUUGUAUUGUAAGUCCAAGGGUAAUUACCCAAUCCCCAUUGCUCUUUGUUAUUGGAUUGUAAAGUGACCGCAGACGCAGGGAGGAGUCACAUGAGUGUACAGUGCUGUUUGUGUCUGGAUCAUCAGCUGUGGCGCCUCCUAGAGAGGGAGGAGCCAAAAAACAAUAGGAGUAAUAACUUAAUAUUAGAUACCAGCUGUUUGAUGAUAAAUAUCUAUUUCGCUAUUAAUCUAUGAAAUUGAAGGGAGGUUCUCACGGUAAACUGUUUCCCACAGAUGGACUCUUCCAUGGAUCACAUGCUGGAUUAACGAUGAGAGGCCUCACAAACUACCGCCUGUCCUGCUGUGUGAACACGUUAGUGCAGACGCUCUCUGCCACGUGGGAGCUAUCAGACCUGCUGCAGCAGUGGAACACAGCUGGCGUCAGGUCAGGGAGUCUGAACGUUCCUCUGCAGCUGAAGAGGCUUCUGCUCGCCAUGAUGAACGACGUUCCUCAGCAUGUUCCUCAUCGAGACUUCCUCCACUGUCUGGACAGGAACGCCGUCUCACUGAACGUGCAGCACGACGCAGAUGAAGUGUUCCUCUCCAUCCUGAACUCCAUGUAUCAGCAGAUGGACGACAGAGAGCUGGCUCUUGAAAUCCAGGAUCUGUAUAAAGUGUCUGUGGAGACACGCCUGCAGUGCCUGGAGUGCACGUCCGUGCAGACGCGCAGCAGCUACCUGCUCAGUUUGCCUCUGCGUGUGAAGGAAGAUCACAACCGUCUGGAAGAUUGUAUUUCCUCCUUCUUGGAGGUUCAUGAGCUGCGGGACAUAAACUCCUGCUUCUGUGCGCGCUGUGAAACCAAGACUCCGUCUAAACAGGGCGUCAAACUUCUCUCCCUGCCUCGUAUCGUGUGCAUGCACCUGAAACGCUUCAGAUAUCGCCAUGGUAACGCCCGAAAACUCAACUGCCAGGUAACUUUUCCAGAGACCCUUGACUUCUGUGAGAUCGCUAAAGACGGCUUCUCCGCAGACUUUGCUCAGAGUGAGUGCACAUACACUCUGUAUGCAGUCGUCGUGCACUGUGGAGGUGCCACGUUUGGCCACUACACGGCCUUCGUCCGUGACAGAGUGAAUCAGGAGUGGUAUCACGCUGACGACAGCCGCGUGAAGAGGUCGUCAUGGGCCAACGUGCAGAGAACAUAUGGAAACACAGCGUACAGCGGCACAGCGUACAUGCUCAUGUACAGACGUGACGAGAGGCAACAACCACAGUUAUCUGGCUGAUGAUGAACGAUGAAGAACAGAGGUGGAAACACCAAUACACCAAGAUUUAAUCAUGAAUUAAACGUUUAUUUUCUUGAAAUAAUUUGAAUCAUAAUUAAUAGAAAUGUUGUAUUUUUCUGACCUCAGAGUUCAUAGAAGUGCUUUAUAUACCUUUACAUAUCAAUCAUCACAACACCAGCUAUUUCUAGCCAGUAGGUGGCGUUGAAGACUUAAGUCAGAGCAGAGUUUUCCACUCUGAGACCACACACA